Molecule: messenger RNA, 750 nt
Organism: Drosophila biarmipes
Lineage: Eukaryota; Metazoa; Arthropoda; Insecta; Diptera; Drosophilidae
Gene: Ilp4
Product: probable insulin-like peptide 4
Exons: 2
Coding region: 122-472 (116 amino acids)
Biological process (GO): adenylate cyclase-inhibiting G protein-coupled receptor signaling pathway
Cellular component (GO): extracellular region
Molecular function (GO): hormone activity; G protein-coupled receptor binding
Source: RefSeq, a predicted model, not a curated record
GAUCGGUUUGCCAGGAGCCCGAGAAGCAAGAGUUCGCGAUAGGACCGAGCACCAGAGACAAAGGCGGCAUACUUUUUAUGCCCGGUGAGAGCACGGACGGAGGAGUCAAAGAUCGAGCAGGAUGAGCCUGAUCAGGUUGGGGCUGGCGCUGCUGCUCCUGGUGGCCACCGCCUCGCAGUUGCUGCAGCCGGUCCAGGGACGCCGGAAGAUGUGCGGCGAGGCCUUGAUCCGGGAACUGAAUUUCAUCUGUGUCAAGGGCUUUCCCUCCAGGGUCAAGCGGAGCAAUAGUGAAGUGCCAAAGAAUAGAGUGCGCACCCUGAUCCGUAAGCUCCAGGACACGGACGAGGCCAGGGAUCCGUCAGGAUCCAGUGGAAGCAAGCGCAAGUUGCGACGCCACCGACGAAACAUUGCCCACCAGUGCUGCAAGGAGGGCUGCUCCUACGACGAUAUUCUGGACUACUGCGCCCUAUGAUCACAUACCCGAUCCUCCAGUCAGCAGAUCCCCAAAUCAAAAAACAAACCACAGAUACCAGAUGAUCCCGAUAUGACUUAUAUAUUUUGUGAUGGCAGGGGGCUGGAUGUCGAGUUCAAGGACCGUUUCCGGAGGCACUCAACCGGCUGGCGUUUUCCCACUCAUUUUAAUACACUUAAACCUAACUAUGAACGUAAUCGUAUUUCCAAAUAUUUCAUUGUAAAUUCCUAGUGGAAGCAAAUAAAGUUACUCUCCAACCAGCAGCAAUAAUAAAAUAA